Pocillopora verrucosa is the source of this 1668-nucleotide messenger RNA. RefSeq names its product cation channel sperm-associated protein 4-like. The record is from RefSeq and is a predicted model, not a curated record. Gene Ontology annotation, cellular component: membrane; sperm principal piece; acrosomal vesicle. Gene Ontology annotation, molecular function: voltage-gated calcium channel activity; calcium-activated cation channel activity. Lineage: Eukaryota; Metazoa; Cnidaria; Anthozoa; Scleractinia; Pocilloporidae. Gene Ontology annotation, biological process: transmembrane transport; sperm capacitation; flagellated sperm motility.
UUUCUUGAAUAUCAGCUGAGCAGUUUAAAUUUAGUAAUGGCUUCAAGGUUCAAAAAGGGAGUAAAUCAAGUCAAACUCUUGAAUAAGAUCACCACAGGAUUCUCCAAGAAUGAAGGUGAUAGUUCAGAGGAAACAGCGGAUAAACAGGAGAAAACCAACAUGACCAGUUCCCUCAAAAGUACUGUUGACAGGGUGAUGCUCCGCCUGAAGGUUACCUCUAUUUUGAAAGAUGUUUCUGGAAAGGACAAGGAAGAAGAGAAAAGUGAGAAAGAAUUCCAUGCAGUUUUCCAUGCAGUACAGAAUGAGAAAGAAGAACUUCUGAUGUCAAAAGAGAAUGAGGAGGAAAACAUGUGGGAUAUUGUGGAUUUGGAUGAUGAGGCAAUUGAGGAAUAUGCUUCUAACGAGCUAUUGGGGCAGUUUUUGUCUAACACAGUGUUCAGAACUGGAAUUCUCUGUGUCAUUUUAUUCAACAGUAUACUGAUUGCUGUUGAGACAGACCAGGAACUUGAGGAGAAGUACAGUCAUUUGUUCUCAGUGUUAGAUCAAUGCCUAAUGACAAUCUUUGUGUGUGAGAUUCUUGUCAAAUGGUAUCAUGGAUUUUUUAUGUUCUGGAAGAGGGGAUGGAAUGUUCUUGAUUUCUUCAUUGUGGUGGCUCUCCUUCUUGGACCUUUGCUUAGCACAGGAUCAGGAAGUAGAGGUGUAUUGAGAAUUCUCCGAGUGUUGAGAGCCUUCCGCAGUCUUAGAAGCAUCACUUCCUUGCCUGGGUUACAGAUUGUUGUACAGACAAUAUUACAGUCAGUUCCCGACAUGGCGAAUAUAGUAUUGUUGCUCGUGAUUAUCAUGCUGGUGUUUUCAGUGAUUGGCGUCACGUUGUUCAGAGACAUUGUUCCCAUGUAUUUUGGAAAUCUCUCGAGCUCAAUGUUUUAUCUCUUUGUUUGUCUGACUCAAGAUGGCUGGAUGGAGAUUUUCAAAGCGUUUCAGGAUGUUGGAGAGACGUACUACAUUGGUGGAGGACUCUUUCUCCUUGUAUUCAUAGCGAUUGGUGCGUUCGUUUUCGCCAACCUUGUUGUGGCUGUCGUGGUAACAAAUCUGGAAUUUGCUAUGGUGGAUGUGAAGACCGAAGGAAAAGAUCGCGGAGAAAAAGAUGACCUCAAAGCCAAACUUGACGGAGAUGACACCACUCUGAAGACUGUGGGAGUUGAAGAAGUUCCAAGUUUUGUGUACUUGAAACAAAUGCCGUUUCAGUUACCGGACUUGACAAAAAUUCCUUCCGAGAAACUAGAAAAUUAUUUCCUCAUUCUGAGCGCGAUUGAAGAAAAUCUGGGAGAAUCGAAAAGAAUCAAGGCAGAGAUCAAUGAGAUAAUUGGUGAAGUGUCGGAGCUACAAGAGAAGGCGAAGAAGGAAGGGAUUUUGAAGAACGACAACGAACCCGAUGAUACGAAAACCAGGAGCGACGAUAAUUUUGAGCCCACACAGAUAACUGGUGGCGAUUUGAUGUCGAACCUGAUGGAGAUGGAGCACGGUAAACUAUUUGACUCGCGCAAGGAGACAUUGGGGUCCAUGCUGCGAGAGGGCGCUAGACUGGUGAGCACAGUCACACAAAAGAAAAAUUCAACUGAUGAACGGAGAAGGCCUUCCAUUCCGGCUACUUUUUUCAAUAAAGGGUGA